Sphaerulina musiva SO2202 is the source of this 1968-nucleotide messenger RNA. RefSeq lists its product as uncharacterized. Gene Ontology annotation, cellular component: centrosome; cytoplasmic dynein complex. The transcript has a single exon. Gene Ontology annotation, biological process: microtubule cytoskeleton organization; microtubule-based movement. Bases 58 to 1968 code for a protein of 636 amino acids. NCBI's taxonomy places the organism in Eukaryota, Fungi, Ascomycota, Dothideomycetes, Mycosphaerellales, Mycosphaerellaceae. Gene Ontology annotation, molecular function: dynein heavy chain binding. The record is from RefSeq and is a predicted model, not a curated record.
CAGCCAGCCACUCCUCUCCCUCACAACCAACACUCCGCUUGAAGACAAGAAGAGAAGAUGACAACCAUAGCAAGAGGAAGGAGAGACACGACGACGGCCGCGCGAAAGAAGAAGUCGCAGCGAACGGACAUUUGGUCCAAUCUCCUGCGCCAAACACGCGAAGCCCAAGCUCGAAACCGAACACAAGCCGUCCAGCAUCGCGAACUGAUCAUCUGUGGUGGCUCUCCCGCCGACCAGCGCUCCUUCGUACAGAGUCUCACUCGUCCACCGCCCGCACAACCUCCUAGCAGGAACCAGGAGCGAAAGCAGCAGAAAGCAAGGGGAGAACUGCGAUUGAGCAAUAGAUAUGCCUAUGGCUAUGGACAUGUGACGCUGUACUCGCCGCCGCAGCAGAGUGGCACAGGUGUGCAAGUGUUGGGCGCUGAGGCUGAGGAGGUCGCGAGGCUGGAAGUACAUGCCCUGCCGCAGCCAACGUCUGAGUAUGCUGGCACCCUGAGAGGCUUGUUGGUGAGACGGAAGAAGAAGAAAGACCAGCAGACGGAAGGACAACAAAAAGACGCUGAAGCUGAGGAGCCUGUAGACGAAUAUGAAGGCGCCACCGAACAGCGUCGGCCUGGGGUAUGCGUCCUACUGAGCUGGAAAGAGCCGUGGAAUUUCUUGGAUCAGCUGAGGAGGUGGCUGCAAUUGCUUGCUCAAGCUCUACUGCAACCUGGUGUGGCAGCUACGGAUCCUCUGGAUGUGCUCAAGGAGGCCCAAGUGCCACUCACUGUGGUUGUGCAGCAUACUGAGACCCAGGAAGAUCUAUUCAGAGAAGGAUACAAGGAGGAGGACUUUGACUUCAUCUCACAGUGUCUACGAACUGCUCUCCUUCCACUACAUCCUCUGAGUGCGCUGGUCUAUACACCUUCUGCCGCCCCACCGCAGCAGCCAGGAAGUACUCUCAGCGAGCCACAGAAGGUCGUCUUCAACUCUUUGGGCUUGGAUCUGGCAGCGUUGAGUCCUAAGAGGUCCCGCUCGAGCUCUGGUGCCGAGAGGAAAGACGAGCUCAUCGUGAAGCACGAGUUCAUGGACCGAAUGGCAAUUGUUAUCCCAGCCGGAUGGGACAGUCCAGCUUUCAUCCGUACCCUCAGCGAGACAUUCUCCCCCGAAGAUAUCGUCAGUGGCUGGUUAGAAGACCUGCAACCUCCACCAACUCCUUCUCCAUCGAAACUUCAAUCCUCUCCCCAGAUCGAACAGUCCAAUACAUCGCCAUCUCCAGAACAAUCCAACGGCGGCGCAGAAGUCUACGAAAGCUCUCCUGUCCUAGAAGACGAUGUUGAAGACGCCCUGACAUCACUUCCCGCUAAGCAGCUCUCCUCCGCGUCAGCAGUACAAUCCUACGAGAAUCGAGUCUUCAACCCUGAAGCACAUAAAGCUAACAAAGGACCACCGCAAAUUGAAGUGGUGACGAAACCUGAUCAGAAGUUUUUGGCGGAGAUGAGAGAACAUCUACAGCAACUCGAGCAACAGGAUCGGGAGCGCGAAGCCAAAGGACAGAAUUCUGGCGUGUCUAAUACUGGUCUCAGCAGCACAACUCGGGUCAGUGCUUUGCCAGCUGGUGAAUCUACAGGCGCGCUGAGUGAGCUGGGUGAAGUGAGUUUUAAUGUUGGAGGCGUAAGCUACGAUAGCGUUUCGGCAGAAGCUGCGAUCAAUGCGCUAAAGAAGGGAAGAGAUGGAGAUGAAGGUUCUUCGAGGAUACAUACGCCGAAGCCGAGAGGCCCUGGGGGCAAUAGAAUGGACGCAAAUUCUGGGAAAGAGACGCCGGGGAGUAGUUUCAAGAGUCCUGAAAGUGCUAGUAACUCAAAGGCUCCGUUGGAUGUCGAUAAAUUGGAGGAGUAUUUCCAGAGCUUGCUGACUAAGAGCGGAGGUGGUGGUGGUGGAGGAGGAGGAGGGACCGGGAGUAGGAAUGCUACACCCACGAGAAGGUGA